AGAGGAAAGAGUCGUUUGGAGACCUCUGGCUCCACCUGGCGGCGGGCGAGACCGGAACACCGUUACCAGCCCCUGUUGCCCACCGGAACGUGAAGGGAGAGGAACGCGCCAGGCUGGGAACGGAAGAGAGCCUGGGGGAUGUGUUUUGCAGGAGGGACGAAGUAUUCCGGUUGCUGUGCGUGUUAGUCUGUCUCACGGCGAUGCUUCCAAGGGUCUCCGCGCUCCUGCCACUUCUCCCCCUUUCCCGCCACCCUUUGUCUUCUGGAAGCCCGGAGGCAUCGACGGCUGCGUUUGUGCUGCUCGCUGCUCCGCACAGAACGGUCAGGACAAAAAAUAAUAUUCAAAGAUAUUUUGGCACUAGCAGUGUGAUCCAUAGCAAGAAAGAUGAGCAGCCUGUUCCAACCAGUGAGAUUUCCAACGAGACUUCAGAGAGCCAAGACAGUAUAAAGGAAAAUAGGAAAAAAGACUUGUUAGGUAUUAUUAAAAGCAUGAAAGUUGAAUUAAGCACAGUGAAUGUACAGACCACAAAGCCACCCAAGAGAAGACCUCUUAAAAGUUUGGGGACUACAAUUGGCAGGCUUCAGAGAACUACAGAACAUACCAAGAAGAGAAAUGAGACCCUGAAUCCUGAGCUGGUGGCAGCUGCAUCUGCUGUUGCAGAUUCCCUCCCUUUUAACAAGCAGAUGACCAAGUCAGAACUGCUUAGACAGCUCCAACAGCAUGAGGAGGACUCAAGGGCACAGAAAGAUGGAGGGAGACCUAAAAUUAGUUUUAGUAACAUAGUAUCAGAUAUGAAAGUUGCCAGAUCGGCUACAGCCAGAGUUAAUACAAGACCAGAGCAUCAGAUCCAAUUUGAUGAAGGACCUGACAGUUAUACUGGCCAAGAGAAGACCACUAAUCUUAGAAAAAGGAGAGAUUUAUUCAAGGGGAAGAGACUUAAUAUUUUUGACAGUAAGGCAUUUACUGGAGAAGCGCCUGAAACAGACACGUCACCUUCACUUUGGGAUGUGGAAUUUGCUAAGCAGUUAGCCACAAUAACUGAGCAGCCUUUUCAGAAUGGGUUUGAAGAGAUGAUCCAGUGGACUAGAGAGGGGAAGCUGUGGGAAUUCCCUGUCAACAACGAAGCAGGUUUCGAUGAUGAUGGUUCAGAAUUUCAUGAACAUAUAUUUCUGGAUAAAUACCUGGAGGAUUUCCCAAAACAAGGACCAGUUCGCCACUUCAUGGAGCUGGUGACAUGUGGCCUUUCCAAAAACCCAUAUCUGAGUGUUAAACAGAAGGUUGAGCACAUAGAGUGGUUUAGAAAUUAUUUUAAUGAGAAAAGGGAUAUUUUAAAGUAACAUGCAGUUCAAUUAAAACCAUGGAAAUUUUUAUUUCAAGCUGCUAGAGAUGGAUAUAACUAAAUAAAAUAAUUUUAUUA
Messenger RNA from Nycticebus coucang (slow loris), 1417 nucleotides. It is a transcript of the gene MRPS31, whose product is annotated as mitochondrial ribosomal protein S31. Gene Ontology annotation, cellular component: mitochondrial small ribosomal subunit. The transcript is spliced from 7 exons. The coding region runs from base 201 to 1337 and encodes 378 amino acids. Lineage: Eukaryota; Metazoa; Chordata; Mammalia; Primates; Lorisidae. Gene Ontology annotation, molecular function: structural constituent of ribosome. The record is from RefSeq and is a predicted model, not a curated record.